GGGAGACGGGGUUAAAUGAAGAAUCGCAGAUAAAUGAUGUUCAUGUACAGGUCCUCUUCAUCUCUCACUGCUGCAACUUUCGACGCAAGAUCUGAAUUUUGUGCAAGUCACAUGACCCUGCUUCCUGUCAUUUCUCACCCUUUUGAAGUGAAUCACAAGCUUUAGUUAGUAAAGGGAUCAUACAUUAUUGUAUUUCUCCAUACGGAACCCAAAAAAUAACACAAAUGUUACGCAGAAAGCCUUCCAAUGCAUCCGACAAGGAGAAGGACCCUAAUCAUAAAAAGAAGUUGUCUCUGCAACGUUCCAGCAGCUUCAAGGAUUUUGGAAAAUCGAAGCCAAGUUCACCUGCUGUGAGUGACAAAGAGUUCAAUUUGGAAUGUGACAUUCCUGAAGAUGAAUCUGGGAUUGGGUCUCAUGGAUCAGAUGAUCAGAAACACAGUGGAGGGAAACUCACCAAGAAAUGGAAGGCUGUGAUUUCCCGCACAAUGAACCGGAAAACAGGAAAACUGAUGAUAAAAGCUUUGGCCAAUGAAUCGGGAGAGCCAGCAGAACAGAGCUCUAUGUCUCCAGUUUCAUUGGAUGAAAUGACAGAUGAAUGCAUACUUAGGAAAAUAGCUGAUGGUGAUGAUACAUUGCAUUCACCUAUCAGUAGACAGACAUCUAGUGGUAGUGAGCUUUGCAGUCCAUCAUAUAUUCUUAACAACAGAGACAGCAUUAAUCUUGAAAACACAACACCUACUUAUACCGGGCCAUUUUGUGGAAAAGCUAAAGUUCACACAGACUUCAUCCCAAGUCCAUAUGAAAGAGAUUCUCUAAAGCUUAAAAAAGGAGACAUUAUUGACAUCAUUGAAAAAACACCAGCUGGCAUCUGGACAGGAAUGUUAAACAACAAAGUUGGAUCUUUCAAGUUCAUCUAUGUUGACAUUUUACCUGAGGAAACGGAGCCUCCCAAAAAGGCCAAGGUUCACGCAAGGAGUAAACGUUUAAAACCCAAGACUUUGCAAGAGCUCCUAGAGCGCAUUAAUUUGCAGGAGCAUAUCCCAACCCUGCUGCUGAAUGGGUACCAGACAAUAGAGGACUUCAAAGAUCUUACUGAAAAUCAUUUGAUAGAGCUGAAUAUAACUGACCCCCAGCACAGGGUCAAGCUGCUGACUGCAGCACAGUUCCUACUGGAUUAUGACACUGGUAGUGAGUCAGAAGAUGUGACAGACACAGGAUCCUUCAACAGUAUUCAUAUUCCUCGGGAUUCUGGCUGCUAUGAAGGCUCAGAGAACCUUGAGAAUAGUCGAGAUGACAUUGAAAUAAGUAGCACAGAUGAACACUUUAAAAUAUUAUCGUUGGAUGAGAAUUGAAAGUCAACAGAACAACCUACAACUGGAGAAAACUUUCUUUGACAGCUGACUCACAACUGCUAUUGAUACACUGGAUUCUUCCCAUUAUAGUUCAAACAGUGGUCACAUCUGAUUUACAGAAUCCAGUAAAACAAACCUAUAUGUGAGGAAGCCACAGCUAGACUUGAGAAAAAUCAUCUUGAUUUCAGUAUUGCCAAAUUUGGCUUUAGCCUUUUUGUAUAUGCUAACUACAGAAGAAAGGGUUUAAUUAUAGAUAAGAAUUGUAUAAUGUAUAUAUAAAAAUAUCAACUUAUAUAGUGGGUACUCAAGAAUAUUUUUUAUUAAUUAAUCAUUUUUAUGAAGAGGUGAAUCUUAAGAAUUUUCUAAAUAGAUCAUGUGAAGGAGUCUUUUAGUGGCAAAACUUUAUGAAUCCGCAAACCAUUAUUGAAUUCUAAGAACCAUUUAACUGACUACCAAGGAAGAUAAUGAAAGGAUGGGUGUUGCGACACUAUAAUGCUACUAUUUAUGCUGUUGCAUUUUAUACCAUCUCAAGACAUUUGUCUAUCUUGAAUUGCAAAAGAUCAUGCACUGAAUUAAUCCAUUUGUGAUACAAGUAUUAUUGUGUGAUAGGUAAUUGAAGGGAUAAUAAAGACCUUGGGUUUUCAAUA
Bombina bombina (fire-bellied toad) is the source of this 1999-nucleotide messenger RNA. RefSeq names its product SAM and SH3 domain containing 3 (gene SASH3). Gene Ontology annotation, biological process: positive regulation of adaptive immune response; positive regulation of B cell proliferation; positive regulation of immunoglobulin production. The transcript has 9 exons. The record is from RefSeq and is a predicted model, not a curated record. The coding region runs from base 225 to 1352 and encodes 375 amino acids. Gene Ontology annotation, molecular function: protein binding. NCBI's taxonomy places the organism in Eukaryota, Metazoa, Chordata, Amphibia, Anura, Bombinatoridae. Gene Ontology annotation, cellular component: cytoplasm; nucleus.